AUAUACACACAUUUUCUUUCUUUUUCUUUUGUUUGCGAUCUCGCGAUGAGUGACUCCAAAGAAACGCUAAGGGACCGUUACUUACAACUUUUGCUUCAUGUUACGAAGGAAGCACCAAAAGCUACGUUUUAUAUGCACGGAGGGACCACUGUUCAAGGCAAUUUGCGUGGCACUGACAGCGAAAAUAAUCGAUUUAGAGUGGAUCAGUUAGAAUCACCGCUUGGUCUUUACGAACACGCAGUCCUGCGCGGCACUGAUAUUGACAUGAUUGAAUAUUCCAUUCAGAAAUAAAGACCAUACUCCCUUUGUCAUCCAAAUGUGAAUACUUAAAAAGGCAACUGCUUGCGUUGCUUUAUUGAGCACAAAAAUAUAGGUGACCCUUAUUAUUGUCAAAUUGGUCGCCGAAAACUAAACACAAAAAGACUCCUUGUGUCUCAUCUCGUUUACUUGUCUUUGCUUAUAUACAUAGCUCUGAUACAUCUGAAUAUGACUAGGUUUCUACAUAUAUCCUUAUAACUUUCCCUCGGCCUUGGCCUUUCUCUAUAGAUUAGGCUCAAAAGAGCGUGUAUUACCUGAGUAACAUUCGCAACUUUAAACCUUUUUUUCAAGCGGAGCAAGUAACUCAAGGCUUCUUUAAAUAAGUAUAUGUUGAGCGUGCUGUAUAACUUUAAUUUUAUAAAGCUGCAUAGUGUUGUCUAUGAUUUGAGCUGCUUGACACCCUUGAUAUGUAGCAUGAAAUGAUCGUGGUAAAAUAAAAACUUGUAAGCCUUGGUUUACAAUUUAGAACUGAGUCUCUUAGACAAGGAAGACACCCAAUCAACAACUUCAACAUUUGUUACACAGGAACCGUAGAAAUCUGUAGUGGUAAUCUAAUUAGAUUUAUACACAUAAUCACAUCGCCAAAUGUAGAAUAAGGCAAGCCCGGUUUGUACUCUAUUUAACUCUUGUACAUUGUAGCCAUUUCAGUAAAUGCCAGUGAUCACAUAUGUGGAGCAAAUGUAAUAAAUCCUGUAUAACAUUUCGAACUUUAUUCUGAAAGCUUACAAGGGUAUAAUAACCAAAACUAACUGGCAAGUAUAAGCACAGAAAAUAAUGAAUGAUCUCCUCUUCAUUGAGCUAGUAAAAAUCUAGAUCUUGAUUUGUUUGUUUGCUUGUGAAUUUCCAAUUGGUUGUUUGGGCUCACCAAUAAACUAUUUUUGAGGCUAUCCUAUUUACGAUCGAUCCAACACACACACAAACAGAAUCCAGGAAGAACAAUAGAAGUCUUGCAGGUUUCUCAAAAAGAAGUUGACAAGCUAAGCACGGUGUAACGUGUCCCAGGCUAACAUUGUUAUUGACAGUUUGAUCAUGGGGGACAAACAACAACAAAUAAACUUAUGGGGAAAGGCUUCUUCCCUUCUCAACCUACAAGCAUCUUCAGCCCAAAAACAUGACAAAAUGUAUGAAACUAACAAAAAAAAGCU
Gilbertella persicaria is the source of this 1463-nucleotide messenger RNA. RefSeq names its product SMN complex, gem-associated protein 7. Gene Ontology annotation, biological process: spliceosomal snRNP assembly. The coding region runs from base 46 to 291 and encodes 81 amino acids. The transcript is spliced from 3 exons. NCBI's taxonomy places the organism in Eukaryota, Fungi, Mucoromycota, Mucoromycetes, Mucorales, Choanephoraceae. Gene Ontology annotation, cellular component: SMN-Sm protein complex. The record is from RefSeq and is a predicted model, not a curated record.